Messenger RNA from Dunckerocampus dactyliophorus (ringed pipefish), 5383 nucleotides. RefSeq names its product choline transporter-like protein 2. Gene Ontology annotation, cellular component: membrane. The transcript has 22 exons. Lineage: Eukaryota; Metazoa; Chordata; Actinopteri; Syngnathiformes; Syngnathidae. Gene Ontology annotation, molecular function: choline transmembrane transporter activity. Gene Ontology annotation, biological process: choline transport; transmembrane transport. The record is from RefSeq and is a predicted model, not a curated record. The coding region runs from base 693 to 2918 and encodes 741 amino acids.
AAUGAUGUUAUUUGUCCUCAUGAUAUGGUAUUUUCAUCAAAUUAUUACUUGUAUUUGAACUUUAUUCUUGUAAAAUUACUGCUGACACGUGGGCUGCACUGCCCCACGGGCCACACCCUUGUUUUAGUGUAAUGAAUGGAAAGACAUUGGGCAAAUCUCACGUAAAAGCUCCACAAAACACCCAACAGAGGCCAGAUUUCCCCCAGUUUGUUUUCAGAAAACACAUGUUUCCAAUAAGAACAACAUGACUUUACUUUAUUUUCUUCGUAUGCGCCCACAAUUCUCACCCAUUCUUUCACACAGCCACGCCUCUCGUGUCCCUCUCCGCCAGUUUACUCCUCGCUGCCGAUCUCCGCAGACAACAAGAAACCAGAAAGAGAAAGAGAGGUGUCCUUUUAUUUUUUUUUGCAAGUGGGAGGAGACUUAGGGGAAUACACAGGUGGAACACAGAUUGGGAGGAGGCAUUUGUUUCAGGAUAAACAAGGUGGAGGUGCGGGGGUUGCGGCGAUGAAGGUGGAGCGUUGUUAGCUGGCCCAGGCGCUCAGGGACAGGUUAGACAGGUUUUGCCCCACAUGAUACCUGCUUUAGAAAAGCUACAGCAGCGGCAAGAGAGUGCCAAAUAGCGUGUCUUUUUGAGGAAAAGAAAAGAGUUCAAGGCACAUUUCAACGUUAACCACAGAAAGGAAUUCAAGAUGCCGGAGGAAGGCCAAUAUUAUGGAAAGCAUGGCGAGCCCAGAAAGUAUGAUCCCACGUUCAAGGGCCCGAUCCACAACAGGGGCUGCACAGAUAUUGUGUGCUGCAUCAUCUUCAUUCUUGCCAUACUGGCUUAUAUUGCAGUGGGAAUACUUGCUUGGUCGCAGGGUGACCCCAGGAAGGUGAUCUAUCCCACAGACAGCGAAGGCCAGUUCUGUGGGCAGGGCAAACUUAAGAACAAGACGCUGCUGUUUUACUUCAACAUCAUGAAGUGUGCCAGUCCCAUGGUUCUGCUGGCGUUCCAGUGUCCGACCACACAGAUAUGUGUGGAGAAAUGCCCUACCAAGUUUAUGACGCUGACCAGCGCCUUCACUUCGGAGUUCGACGACUAUCGGCCCUUCUGCAAGGAAAGCUUGGAUAUCACGCAACUGGCCACUCCAGUAGAACUCCUCAAAUCAGGUGUCUGUCCUGGCAUUUUGAUCCCCAGCACACCUGUCUUUCGUAGAUGCCUCCCAACUUUGGCCAAAAAAAACGGACAGAUAACGGUGGGAGACAAAAAUACUUUUAAAGAUGAAAAUGAAAAAGACAUAAACGCCGAAGAUCUUGUACCUGCAGUGAAGAAUGCGUCUAUGGUUCUUGAAUCUCGUCAGGUGUUCAUGAAGAUCUUUGAGGAUUACACACAGUCCUGGUACUGGAUCCUGUUAUGUUUAGUUAUGGCAACGGUCCUCAGUCUGGUCUUCAUCAUCGUACUGCGCUUCCUCGCAGGGAUCAUGGUCUGGGUCAUGAUUGCCUUGUUGAUACUCGUCAUAGGAUAUGGUAUCUUUCACUGCUACAUGGAGUACGCUCGCCGGGAGGGACAGGCUGGUGCUGAUGUGACUCUACAGGAGCUUGGCUUGCAGGCAGACUUCACUAUCUACUUUCAGAUCAGACAGACCUGGCUGGCCUUCAUGAUCAUCCUUGCUAUCGUGGAGGUCAUAAUCAUCCUACUGCUCAUCUUCCUCAGGAAAAGGAUCCUAAUUGCCAUAGCACUCAUUAAAGAAGCCAGCAAGGCAAUUGGAUAUGUGAUGUGUUCGCUUUUCUACCCACUCUUCACUUUCCUGCUUCUGGCCGUGGUCAUCGCCUACUGGGCAGUGACUGCUGUUUUCCUGUCUACCUCAAAUGAGCCCGUCUACAAAGUAGUCAACAAGACGGCGUGCACGCACUCCAUGACAACAUGCAAUCCAGAUAACUACAAUACAACGGACAUGUUUAAGGAGUGCCCUUUCUCGGAGUGCCUUUUUGCCUACUACGGCGGAGACACGGUUUACCACAAAUACCUGAUCGGCCUGCAGUUCUACAACGUCUUCCUCCUCUUUUGGUGUGUCAACUUUGUGAUAGCGCUUGGACAGAUGACAUUGGCGGGAGCAUUUGCCUCCUACUACUGGGCUUUUGUCAAGCCAGACGACAUACCUGCCUUCCCAAUCUUUUCGGCCCUCGGGAGAGCUCUCAGGUACCACACAGGAACUCUGGCUUUUGGCUCUCUGAUCCUUGCAAUAGUCCAGGUCAUCAGGGUUCUGCUGGAGUAUCUGGACCAUAAACUUAAAGGAACCCAAAAUAAGUUCACCAAGUUCCUCUUGUGUUGUCUGAAGUGCUGCUUCUGGUGCCUGGAGAAAUUCAUCAAGUUCCUCAAUAGAAAUGCAUACAUUAUGGUGGCAAUAUAUGGCAAAAACUUCUGCACUUCUGCCAGGGAUGCCUUCUUCCUUCUCAUGAGGAAUAUUGUCAGGGUGGCUGUGUUGAACAAAGUGACAGAUUUUCUCUUGCUGUUGGGCAAACUGCUCGUUGUCGGACUUGUGGGAGUCUUUGCUUUUUUCUUCUUCUCGGGGAGAGUGAAGGCCUUUGAGGACACAGCACCCAAUCUCCACUAUUACUGGGUGUCCAUCGUGACUGCGAUGGUUGGCUCCUUCCUCAUCGCCCAUGGAUUUUUCAGCGUGUAUUCCAUGUGCGUGGACACACUUUUCCUCUGCUUCUGUGAAGACCUGGAGCGCAAUGACGGUUCACCCUCGAGGCCUUAUUACAUAUCCCCUACUUUGGCUGAGAUUCUGUUGAAGAACAAGGCUGACAAGACGGAGGAUCCAUCAGCUUCUCAGGAUGAAGAUGACAUCACUCUGCAGCAACAACAAGCUAAGGAGGAGGACAUAAUCUUAGUAGACGAGAGUUCUGUCGACAAAAACGCUUCUGUAGAUUAGGAAAAGUGUCUCUUUUGAACCUCUUGUCAUGGGGCUUACUGUAGAUAGUGUAGCACGCUUACAGGUGGCAAACAUGCACCACAGGGAUGUUUUCUUCUACUGUGAUAUGUUUCAUGAUGGUCUUCACAAUUGCAUGGUCUCCCAUUUUGUUGCAUUGUCAAGUGUGUCGGAAAACAUGUUGGAAUUCGGUGUUGGGAAAUGUGACUGGUAGUCAUUUAUUGGCCAUUUCAAGUCACAAUGUGCCUAAUUUCCUCCCAUGCCUCCUAUGGAACGUAAACCAAAUUUGAUCUGUACCAAUGAUGAAUACAGUGGAUCCCCUCACGUUCGCGAUUCAGCAAAUUGUUCUUGAUCAAUUUUUUUUUUCUCCUUGGGGGGCAGUUUUUGCGCAGAAAUCUCACCCAUCAUAAGUCGAAAAUCAUUUAUAAAGAUACCGGUAACAUGAACAGGGUCACUCACCUGAAAAUAAAAAUGUGACAUUGCAAGAUCGGUCCGAAAUCGGCAAAAAGUAAUGUGAAUGGGUCUGCAUCUAAAAUCUCCUCUCUACAAGCGGCCCAUUCCAGACUCCGCUCUCGCAUGCACAGACCGCGUGAUCACAACAGCCUGUGCUAACGUGCUAAGGAAGUAGGCAAGGAGCAGGAGUGAUGUCGGCAGACGUUGCAGCGGAGUACAAAACUUGUCAUGCACGCGUUUCUCGUGAUGAAAGAGAAGCGGGGAAGUUGAAAUAGACCAACCUCAAAACGGCAUGAGGAUUUUCGCCAGGGAUGCACGCUAAAUUUAUUUUCGGAGCCGAUACCGAUAAAUUUCUUAAAAAAAAAAAAUAGCAGUGACUCAGAUGGCAGUGGGCCCCACUGCUGGCUGUAGGGUGGCUUCUUUCGCAGUGUGGGUGUCUUUGUGGACUUUGGUGUGCCGUCGUGGCGAUAUCGGUGUUUCGGGCGUCAUGAAGCGUUAGUGGGGACGUCCCAUACGAUUGACGCCUUGUUUGUUUACAACACAUGUUUACAGGAUGUACAGGUCAUGCUUCUCACGAUAACCCUUGGAUUUAUUGGUACAGGUCCAACAUCAUAAUUAUCACACACCACUAAUUUUUGCACGGCCCUGGAUGAGAAGAAACAAACCUUUUGGUUCCGUCAAACAGCCUUCGGCGUCCAAAACGUGUGCAAAGCAUGAGAAAUUCCCACAAACUGUCUCAGAAAAGAGCCAGCCCCUGUCGGCGGUGAGUGUUGACUGUUGUUCUGAGUAGUAUCACUUCAUCAAGCCAUUCCAUGCUACAGGAAAAAGUCACAAGUCAGUACGUAUGAUUCUUGCCGAUAUUGGACUGGUAUUGUAUCGGAAGUGAAAAAGUUGUACCACUGCUAGAAAGCCCACAAUUUGUACGUUUGUCAUAUGCGUCAGUGUUGUUUGGCCGGCGGUGCUUUAACGCACCUUAGUGCCAAAAUCUGGCCUCAAAUCAUUCAUCAGUGGUGCGUACCUGUACGUUUUCAACGGCAAUUGAGGGAAGGGGAGGGAUCUGGAGCUGAGUGACACAACCGCCGCUUCUAUUGCAAAUGCUGACCAGAAACAGUUGGUCUCAGGUUGUAACUGCUGCGAAAUUGGGGAUCCACUGUAUAAAUAACCUUGUUGCACCUUGAAUUGCCUUAAAAUGCUUGUUUUUACUGUAAAUCAACAGUUUGAUGGCAAUUAAGAACACAUUUCUCAAUGUACUUGCUCUAAUAAAGCAGAAUUACUGACGAGUAACAAAAAAAAUGAGGAAUCUAAACUUUAAUGUUAAUCUGUUAAUUGCAAAAUGGUUUGUUUUGGUGCUAUUCCAAUAUCUGCACACAAAACAAUGCUGGCAGUGGUGAGAAUCUAAUCUUCACGUGUAAUCAUGACAUGUCUUGUUUGAAUCUCUCUAGUGGAGGAUCUGGAGAGGAACGACGGCAGCCCAGAGAGGCCAUACCUCAUGCCUGAGAGCCUCCGCCAAGUCCUGAACAAGAAGAACGCCCGAGCGUCUUAGAGCGCUUCCUCUGUGCUACCAGUGGCAGCGUUACUGUGUUUAAGUUGGUAGCUUGAAGUCAUCGUGCGGAGAAGAGGACGGGGAAACGGCCUAAACGAUCGUCGCCAUAUCAGAUAUUUAAUAUGAAGCUUGGUGGAUUUUAAAACAUCUAAGCAGAUUGUACAUUUGCGGUGCAGUCAAAUUUUCAUUUAAGAGCACAGUUUUCUAUAUUUGUCAUAUUUAAGGUACAUGACUAUUAACUUAAAAGUAACAGUUUUCCUUGGAGUUUUUCCUUGAAAAUGUAUAACAUAUAGAUAUAUAUAUAAUGUAAAGAUAUCUCUUUGCUUUGUGUACCAAAGCCAUUGUACCGCCAAUUUGAGGUGCACACUGCAUGUCGCAUUUAAUGUGUUUUUGUAAUACUUUUCAGGUCAUUUUUUAUCCCCAUUUCAUGUUUUUGGAGUUAAAUGUUUUUGAAAUAAAACAUUGUUUUGUA